AUGUGGCUACCGUUGGCGCUCUGUGUGCUGCUGGAAUUUGCCGAAAUUGUCAGUGCAACGGGCAGGUUGGACGAUGCACUGGAGGUCACGUUCAGCGAGCGGACCCGGGCCGACUGGGAAAAGGUUUGGCACCAGGAAAGCCAUUCACGCUGCCGGGAGAAACUGAUACGCCAUCUUUAUUGGGCGUGCGAGAAGGAUAUCUAUCGGAUUUCGAGACGCAGCGGCGAUGAUGGCCUGUCCGGUGGGAUGGCAAAGCGCAGUAUAGCGCGGCAAACGUAUAUCGAGGAUGAUGCCCAACAGACCGCUCCAUUCCUUUGGGCGAUUGAUCGUGAGGUGGCCUACGCGUUCCUGCGUACCCGACGCAAUGGAAAGCGGCGUUCGGGCGGUUCGAUUACGGCCGAGUGUUGCACGCGUACCGGUUGCACCUGGGAGGAGUACGCCGAGUAUUGUCCGUCGAACAAACGAUUAAACCAGUACCGCCGAAGAAAGUAAGGACUCCAAACGGAUACUCACGGUUCUUAUAGGUGCGUUGGUUGAGCUGGUUUGACACACAAAACCACACGGAAGCUGGAAGUGGAAGACGGUUUAUGUGACAAGGCACGGUGAUGGAAUGUAACCGCGGAGCGAUGGAGGAGAUGGGAUGCAGGUGGAGGUAGAACUGGAAGAUUUCUCGGUAUUCUCGAUCAUC
Anopheles moucheti is the source of this 688-nucleotide messenger RNA. It is a transcript of the gene Ilp7, whose product is annotated as probable insulin-like peptide 7. The record is from RefSeq and is a predicted model, not a curated record. The transcript has a single exon. Bases 1 to 492 code for a protein of 163 amino acids. Lineage: Eukaryota; Metazoa; Arthropoda; Insecta; Diptera; Culicidae.